Parnassius apollo (apollo) is the source of this 984-nucleotide messenger RNA. The record is from the annotation of a GenBank genome assembly. NCBI's taxonomy places the organism in Eukaryota, Metazoa, Arthropoda, Insecta, Lepidoptera, Papilionidae.
AUGAAAAGAGUUUCGGCAAUAAAGUGGGAUGCGCCGACACCAUACGACCCAGUGUGGCUCGCGAGUGUUCAGACCUACCCACCUGCCUUUGCUGUUAAUGAAACAAGACUCUGGUUUUGGGGUUGGGUUUAUGAGCAAGAUGUCCAAUUCCAAUUAUUCACUAGACGAAAUCCAUUCGACUCUCAAGAAAUCAAAAUCAACGAUACGGCUUCGUUGCGAAAUUCUAAUUUUGACUUCAACAAUAAAGUGAAAGUUCUAACACAUGGUUGGCUUAAUCAUGGUUCCAGUCCUAUGCCUGAAUCUAUCAAAGAAGCCUAUCUGAACAUCAGUGACCUUAAUAUAAUUGUAGUAGAUUGGGGUAAAGCCGCAAAUGUUAACUAUAUACUCGCCAGUUACAAUGUUGCCAUGGUAGGCAGACUGUUAACCGAGUUCCUGAAUUUCCUAAUUUCCGAAGGAGUGUCUAUGGACGACGUUCACCUAAUAGGGCAUAGUUUAGGUGCUCAUGUGGUGGGGAUAGCUGGAGCUUAUGUAAAACAAGGACCAAUUGACACAAUAACCGGACUAGAUCCAGCACUUCCGCUUUUUUCAAUAAGUAAUAUAAAUGGACGUUUAGACAAACACGACGCUCGGCAUGUUGAAGUCAUUCACACUUGUGGUGGUUAUUUAGGUUUUGCUGCGCCCCUGGGUCAUAUUGAUUUCUAUCCUAACGGCGGAACUCGGCAACCUGGUUGCCGCCUCGAUUAUAGAGGACUCUGCGCGCAUAAUCGAGCACACAUGUAUUUUUCUGAGUCUAUCAUAUCGACUGUUCCAUUCACUGCCGUCCGCUGCAAGGACUACGACGAGCUUUACUACAAUGGUUCAUGUAAGGGAACUGGAGAGACUCUUAUAAUGGGCGGUUUUGACAUACACUAUGGAAAGGACGGAAUUUACUACCUCAAGACCAAUGCGGAGAAACCUUUCGCGAUUGUUGAUGAAAACAGCUAA